Mycosarcoma maydis (corn smut) is the source of this 2133-nucleotide messenger RNA. RefSeq lists its product as uncharacterized. Gene Ontology annotation, molecular function: copper ion binding; oxidoreductase activity. The record is from RefSeq and is a predicted model, not a curated record. The transcript has a single exon. Lineage: Eukaryota; Fungi; Basidiomycota; Ustilaginomycetes; Ustilaginales. The coding region runs from base 1 to 2133 and encodes 710 amino acids.
AUGAGGCUUUCUUUGGUUUCAUUGGCUCUGCUAGGGCUGGCCGCAAACCAUGCUUUAGCUUUUCCCGCCUCACUCGGUGACGUCAAACGUAAUACUGACCACGCGCCAUACUUUGAUACUGACAAGAGCGCGCUCGAUCCGGACCUAACGCUCGGACCAGACAUGUUGGGAAGCGAUGAUGUCGACGAAUUUGUGCGUCGCAUCGAUCAGGUCCUCCAGAGCUACGAACCGGAUCUGUCAUCGUUUGGUCUCGGUCCGGUGCCCGGUUUCUGGCCAGGUCAUCGUCAUGGCGAUGCACACAAUCAUGGACCACCUCAUGCACAUGAGGAUGGUCACAAGGACCAGGGCCAUCAAGUUCCCGGAUCUCGCCCCAUUAAUGGCAAGCCCCCUAAAGACACCUGCAAGCCCAAACCCCCAAGCGGCGUUUCGCACAAGUGUGAAAAACGAGACUUUACCCCACAGACGCGCGAGUUCGACUGGACCAUCACCUACGGUCAUUCUGCUCCGGACGGCUUUCUCAAGAAACGUAUCCUGGUCAACGGGCAGUCACCCGGACCUCUGAUCGAAGCGAAUGAAGGCGACACCAUCGUUGUCAAGGUCAGAAAUUUGCUCGACCAAGGCACCUCGAUCCAUUGGCACGGCAUGUUCCAAAACAGUACGCCCUUCAUGGACGGUAUUGCCGGAUUUUCGCAGUGUCCAAUCCCUCCGCGUGGCCAUCUCACGUAUCGCUUCAAGAUUGAGGGUCAGUACGGCUCUUACUGGUGGCACAGCCAUUCCAAGAUGCAAUACACCGACGGUCUUUACGGCGGCUUGAUCGUCCACUCCAAGAGAGACCCUUAUCAGAAAUGUCGAGACUAUGACGACGAGCGUGUGUUUUUGUUCGCCGACAACUACCACGACUUUGCCGACUACAUUGUCCAGCAGCUACUUUCGGCGAAUGGCUACAAUGGAACGGCGGCAGCACCGUCGCCCCAGUCUGGUCUCAUCAAUGGAGCAGGUCAGUUUAACUGUGCUGCUUUGGCACAUGCUAAGGGGAAGCAGCCAGGUAUGCCAACCAGAUGCACCCAACUACCCACGCCGACGAUGGACGUCGAGCCCAACAAGAAAUACCGCUUCCGUUUCAUCAACACCGGUUCGCACGCUCAGCACAUCAUCUCGAUCGACAACCAUGAGUUGGAGGUGAUCGCCGCAGAUGGUACGCCGGUCAAACCGCAUAAAGUGCACCGUGUACCGAUUCACAAUGGUCAGAGGCACGAUGUAUUUGUUGACACAAACCAAGGUAGCGAUGGCGACAGCUUCUUGCUGCGUUCAGCGAUGAUGACGGCUUGCUUCUCGUUUGUCGAUCCACUGCUUGACCCUGUUGCCAACCUUACGUUGCAGUACAGGUUGCCUGGUAGUAAGAUCGCUCCGAAGCGGCCAGUGCCGCACGAUUGGAAGGAUGCGAUGGGCAGCCAGUGUCAAGACCUGAAGGAUUCCGAGCUUGUUCCAGCUAUCGACACGUCGGUUCCACCGAACCACAAUCUGGGCUCGCUCGGCAUCUUCAACUCGCAGUUCGGUAACCUGCAGUUGGCCAACGGUACUACGCUCGGUCGGUUCUUUGUCGACAAUGUUACGCAGACCAACUACGUCAACAAGCCGUACCUCGAAGUGACGCACGCGGGCGGGCAGAUCAACUCGUCCACUGUCGCCUCACUGCUCAUCCCGGACGAUGUAUGGGUUGCAGAUAUCGUCAUCAACAACGAGGACAGCUUCCUGGACCAUCCAUUUCACCUCCACGCUACUGACAUGCACAUCGUCGCGCGUGGAUCUGGAUCUAUGACGCAGGCGCAGUGGAUAGCUUUGAACCAGAACGCACAGCCUCAAAAUGGCAAUGCGAGCGCGUUGAAUUUGAAGAAUCCGCUGAGGAGAGAUACAAUCACGGUGCCGCGCUCAAGUUUUGUGGUGGUUCGGAUCAUCCCGGAUCUACCGGGUGUUUGGGCGAUGCACUGUCACAUUGCGAUGCAUGUGGCCGAGGGAUUGAUGGCGGCGAUUGCGAUUCAUCCGCACAAGAUCCGAGAGUUGAAGUUCAGUCAGGAGGUGUUGGAUCUGUGCUUGGUCUCGCGCGCCGCACUGAACGAGGUCGAGCCGGCGUAG